UCUGCGGACCGCGGUACCAUGGCCACUGCCCGCCUGCUCGCGUUGCUGCUGCUCCUCGUGGGCGCCCUCGCCGCCGCUGCGGAAUCGAUCCGAGAGACUGAAUUCAUUGACCCCCAAGACCUCGUAGAAGGCCGAUACUUUUCUGGAGCCCUACCAGACGACGAGGAUGUUGGGGGCCCUGGGCAGGAACCCGAUGACUUUGAGCUGUCUGGCUCUGGAGAUCUGGAUGACUCAGAGGACCCCCAGAUCCUUCCUAAAGUGAUCCAACCCCUGGUGCCUCUAGAUAACCAUAUCCCUGACAGGGCAGGGCCUGGCAGCUGGGUCCCCAGUGAACCCAAGGAAUUGGAGGAGAACGAGGUCAUCCCCAAAAGGAUCUCGCCCUUCGAAGGGGACGAGGACGUGUCUAACAGGGUGUCCAUGUCCAGCACUGCGCAAGGCAGCAGCAUCUUCGAGAGGACCGAGGUUCUGGCAGCUCUGAUCGUGGGUGGCGGUGUGGGCAUCCUCUUCGCCGUGUUCCUGGUCCUGCUGCUGGUGUACCGCCUGAAGAAGAAGGACGAAGGCACCUACGACCUGGGCAAGAAACCCAUCUACACAAAAGCCCCCACCAACGAGUUCUAUGCCUGAAGUGCCCACCUGGGCACUGAUUGGCUUGGACCUCCACAGGGGAGGGAAGCCGAAGGAUUUGGAAGGAUGGACAUUAGGGUAGGGGGAGGGCUACCUAAUACUGACCUUUCAGCAUCUCCAGCUCUGAUAAUGUUUCAAGUGUCGGAAGAGACAUCAUCUUCUGUUCCCUGCCUCUUCUUGAUUCUCUGGGCCUCGGUUGUCCUGGCAGAAAAAUAGGGUUAUCCUUGGCCUUGCUGAAGGCAGGUCUGGGAUUGGAUCCUUUCUUGAUCUUAAACUUAAAAUGUGGGCCCAGCUUACAGCCUGUCCUGAACCUGCCUCACCCAGAGCCCCUCGGAAGCCGGGAAGGGAGUCCUGCUGGAGCUCUGCCCCCAGCAGCCUUCUCCCUCCCUCUUGUGAAAAGGAGCCAGGAGAAGGAACUAGAACCAUCUGCACCUUGAGACGCGUCCAUCCAAGGGCACUUGUGACCACACUACAGGAGUCUGUGGCACACCUUGGGCCAUUCUCGGCUCUUUCAAGUUGACUUUUUGGAAAUCAACCUUUUUUAUUUGGGGGAGGGCGUGGGGAAGGAGGGAGGCUGGGUAGAAGAAGUCCAUACUAGAACGGAUUUGCAGAGUAUUUGUAAAUCUACCUUAAGCGGGGUAGUUUUUUCUGAUUGGUUCAUUCCUUGGUGUAGGGCCUCUGCCUGGGCAAGAAUGUGCCGAUGCCAAGACCUUCUCCGCUUUCUUGCACUUUCCACAGUACCUGCGAAGUUUCUAUUUAAUGGCUUUUUAAAAUUUUGUUUCCCGAAAAUGAGAGAAGAGAUGGAGA
Molecule: messenger RNA, 1431 nt
Organism: Enhydra lutris kenyoni (northern sea otter)
Lineage: Eukaryota; Metazoa; Chordata; Mammalia; Carnivora; Mustelidae
Product: syndecan 4
Exons: 5
Coding region: 19-624 (201 amino acids)
Biological process (GO): cell migration
Cellular component (GO): membrane; cell surface
Source: RefSeq, a predicted model, not a curated record